AUGAAGCUGAACACGCUCAUUCCCGCUUUGGGCCUUGCCAUGCCCACCCAGGCGCUGCUCCGAUUCGGAUGCUCCCAGCUUAGCGUGCAGAGGGUUGACCCUCUCGUCAACCCCGGCCAGGCUCCCUCGCCCCAUCUUCACCAGAUCAUCGGAGGUAACUCGUUCAACAUCUCCAUGGACGCCGAGUCCCACGAUCUUGCCGCCCUCUCCACCUGCACCACCUGCCAGUUCACCGAGGACUUGUCCAACUACUGGACCGCCGUCCUCUUCUUCCGCAGCAAGAACGGCACCUUCAAGAGGGUUCCCCAGAUUGCCCAGUCCGGCAUGGAAGGAACUCAAGGAGGCAUGGUUGUCUACUACAUGUCCGACGCGCUCUUCGACACCGCCCAGCGAACCGACGUGACCGCCUUCAAGCCCGGCUUCCGCAUGCUCCUCGGCAUCAUGGCCAACCACCGCUUCCCCACCUGCUGGGACGGCGUGAACCUCGACUCCGCCAACCACCAAGACCACGUCGCCUACCCCGAGGUCGGCACCUUCGAGUCCGGCGGCAAGUGCCCCGACACCCACCCCGUCCGCAUCCCCCAGCUCAUGCUCGAGACCGUCUGGGAGACCAGCUCCUUCAACAACCCCGCCGACUGGCCCGAGGACGGGAGCCAGCCCUUCGUCUGGUCGUCCGGCGACCCCACCGGCUACUCCAACCACGCCGAUUACAUGUUUGGCUGGAAGGACGACUCGCUCCAGCGCGCCAUGGAUGCUCACAGCUACGUCUCCGCGCCUGGCCUCAAGACCCAGAGCAUCGCCGAGCAGAACAAGUGCAAGGUUGAGAGCAUGGUGAACGAGGAUAUCGAUGGCUGGUUGACCGAGCUUCCCGGUGGCAUGCCUGUCUUGUAA
Parascedosporium putredinis is the source of this 891-nucleotide messenger RNA. Lineage: Eukaryota; Fungi; Ascomycota; Sordariomycetes; Microascales; Microascaceae. The record is from the annotation of a GenBank genome assembly.